AUGUUCAGGGUAAAAGGCUUUGAUCUUUACGUUGUCAACGUGUACUUGAAAUCAGGCGAGGGAUUCCAGAGCAGCACCAAUGCCGGCAUCAUUGCAUCGCUUCUUUCCUUUGUUCGAUCCGUCAGAGGUGCCUUUGCGAUUUUGGGUGACUUUAAUGAGGACUUUGAAACCCUAAGUUCCACCCAUAUUGGGGAGGAGGCGCGUGCGGUGUGGGUCGGACCAGGCACGUCCACCUGGUCUGGCGGAGGCCAAAUUGAUUUUGGUUUAAUUUCGAAUAGCCUGGCAACUUGUGCAGCGGUGCAGCUGGACUGGAACACCCCGUCAAGGCCGCAUGCAGCUUUGCAUUGGCAGCUUGAUGUUGCCCUGUUGCAUCAAAAAAUGCCGCAACUCAAGGGUUUCAAGCCUGCGCAGCUCGAUUCGCAGCCUUUUCAGCUAAGCACCGACAGGCCAGAGGUCACCAUCUUAGAUGAGCAGGUUACCGACGAAUUGACACUUGAUUUUGCGGCUUUAAGCUGUGCUGUUGAAAUGUCCGUUUAUGGCCAGGCUCAGGGAAGAGGAGCCAACAUUCUUUUGCAUCGCGCGCCAUUGCCUGUGCAGGGCGCUCCCAACGCUGGUUGGGGAGGUAAGGCUUCGGCUUUCUGGUGCAGAUUCUUAGGUUGGAUCAAAACUGUGCGCAACUCGGGUUGGCAUGUGAGUGGUUUCGGGCAGCAAGCAGGGGACCAGCUCAAAGAUGUAUGGUAUGGUGAUGCGACCUCAUUACAGGAUUUUGCCAGCGCGCUUGCAAUUGCCAGUCAACAAUGCGACCCUGCGGCUCUCCUUGCAUUGGAACCUGUAGCCACCGCGCAACACAGGCAUCACACCGAGGCUUUUAAGCAGGCUAACACUAAACAAUACACCAAGUGGCUGAGUGCUGCCUUGGUAAAAGGUAUGAAGCCUUUGUACAAAUGCCUCAAAAGUACGGAAUCCCCUUGUGAUAGACCCUUUCGAAAUCUUUCAUUGCAAGAUAGAGUGUACCAAAGAUGGAAGCAGUGGCACGACAUUUGGUGCCAGCCGGUCACUACGGACCCGCAUUUGUUGGCAGAGGUCAAAGCCAGAGCCAUCGAUCAAGCCAAGCAUUUGCCGCCCAUAAAUUUUGAGAAGGCUGUAAAACUUUUCAAAAAGUUUCCAGCGAAGGCUCCUGGGGCCGACGGCUGGACAGCACAGAUGCUAAACAACUUGAGCGAAGAGGCAGUCCGGGCUGUUAUUGAUUUCAUGCACGCUUGCGAGGCUAGUGCAGAGUGGCCAGCACAGUUUGCCAUUUCCUUGAUAGCAUGCCUGCCCAAAAACACACUCCGCGAGAGGCCAAUAGCCUUGCUCCAUGUGCUUUACCGCUCAUAUGUGCGCCUCCGUUUCUCCUUGAUAAACCAGUGGCAGCAGGAGUAUGCUAAUCAAUGCCACUGGGACCGCUCCCUGCCGGGAGGAGCCGUACUUGACGUCGCAUUGGGGAGACUGGUCCGGGGGGAGUGUACUCGGCAUAACCGGUUACACAUGGUAACGCUCUUUUUAGAUUUAGAGACCUUCUUCGAUCGUUGCCGGUUCGAUGAAAUGUUCCGAACGGGACUCAAGUUGGGCUACCCGCCCAUCAUAUUACACCAGGCCUAUCUGGUUUACAGUGGAGCCAGAUAUCUACAGGCCGAAGGCACGGUCGCACCGGUCAUCAAGGCCAAUACCGGACUCCUGCCAGGAUGCCCUGCGGCACCCUCGAUAGCGAAACUCAUCAUGCAUGAUGUUGCGGCUGAGCUUAGUGUCAAAUCAGGAACGUCCAACUUGGAUGUUUGGAUAGAUGAUCUUAGUCUUGAUACGGUUACCGCAGCUCCCAAGCAAACUGCUAGCAUUGCUUUGCGCUUGUUUCGAGGUCUUCGCAGUUCCCUGGAGUCCAGGGGCGCACAAGUUGCCAUCAGCAAAACUUCCUUCGUGGCCACGUCGUCUGAGGCUUGCAAGGCCUUGAAGGCAAUAUGCCAACCGGAUGAUCCGGCCAUUAAAAAUUUCGCCCGCGACCUAGGGGAUGGGCAAAAAUUCGCCAGCACUUGGAAAAGCAUAUGGAAUCACUUGUCCAAAGCAAAAGACCCUUGGAAGAGAGUCACCGGACCAAUUGCUGCCACCCAAGCGUAUUUGAUUGAGUUGGGAGUGGAAUGCUCACAGGUGCAUCUGUGGCGGCAUGCCAAAGGUAACCUUCAACUCGACUGGACCAAUUCUGAUGUCAUCCGCAGCGGCUGGGAGUGGGUGCAUAAAUUACUGCUACACCAGCAAGGGCUUCGCAUUGCCCAGCAAGAGGGUUGUGGUUCGCUCGAUCAGGGCACUGACUUCACUGUCCACCGCAAGUUGUUGAAGCGCAAACACGUGCAGAGAGCUACCCUUAGCAAUUUGCAUGCGGUAUGGCAAGGAGCGAUGGUUUCCUCAGCCAAACCAGGUUGGUGCAAGCUGUGCCAGUGUCCGCUUUCUUUGCAACAUAAUCUUUGGGAAUGUCCGUUCAUUUGCAAGCAGUUUGAUGCCAAGGAGUUUUCCGAAAUGAAAUCCCAGUAUCCUUGGCCUUCAUUGUGGUUGAGAGGCCUGCCUCCCCUUAGUGAAGUGCGGCAUCCCAAACCUGCGAUUGAGCAAUGCGGCUUGCAAGUCGCGGGACUAUGGUCGACCCAGAGUACUUUGGAAGGCAGUCGAUAUGUUUUUGCUUGUGAUGCUUCUGGAGGACCAGGCGGCUCGGAUCAAAGGCUCCUCGCGGAGCCCCUGACAGUGCCUCAGGCCGAACAGCGAGCUCUUUUUGAGUUGAUGCAUCGUGUCACUGGCGACUUUGAUGCCACAACUGAUUGCAAAAGUGUCAAGCAAAUCUUGGGCAAGGCCAACCCACCGCAGGAAGGUGUUGUGCCAUGGGGCACGAUAUGGCACGAGCGCAGUCGCAUCCGCUUGCAUUGGGUUUCUUCACAUAAAAGUGCAGCUUACUUUGAAAAGCAGGGCUGGGAGCAGUGGAGGCGCCUCAUCAACGAGGACGUCGACAAACUCUGCGGGCAAAGGGCUUCUCAGCAUUUCUCGAUCGCGCAUGCGAAGUGGCUGAAGAAAUGUGAUUCCGUGGUGGAACAAGCGCUGAAGGACCUACCAACUUGA
Symbiodinium sp. CCMP2592 is the source of this 3135-nucleotide messenger RNA. NCBI's taxonomy places the organism in Eukaryota, Dinophyceae, Suessiales, Symbiodiniaceae. The record is from the annotation of a GenBank genome assembly.